CCUCAGACUCAGAGAUCUGCCUGCCUCUACCUCUCGAGUGCUGGGAUUAAAGGCAUCCAUCACCAUGCCUGGCUAUUGGGCAUAUUUCCAUGUGUAACACGAUGAACUUUUAAAAUAUCAAUCUGAUCUUAUUGUUACUGUGCUUAAAACCUUUGCAGAACUUCAUCAUUGCUUCCAGAAUAAAAUUCCAAACUUCUUUGAUAGGCUUUGGAGCCAGUCAGGAUGGCCUCUGGCAGUAUCUGUGGCCUGUUCUCUCCCCUGCCCUCCCCACCCCAAUCCUCUUGAUCUCAUUGACUUUCCAGACUGCACAGGGCAUGCCUUUAGGCAGUACCUUGCCUUUUUUAGUUCUCUCAUGAUCAAGGUUUUAAGAGGCAGUCCUCAAUACUGGUUUCCUUAUUUGUGUGUCCCAGUGUGCGAUCAAGGAAUCUUAGCUGACUCCAGGACUAGAUCAUAAGUCAAUGCCUGAGGUUAAAAUUGAGUGUAAUCUAAUCAAAAUACCUCUUGGAAAUCCCAAGGCGGGUGCCACAUUGAAGGCCAGCGUCACAAGGUUCUUGCAGUCAGUUCUUGCCUUUGUGGAAAGGGUCACUCUUUCUUUGGUGGAGUACUAGGUGAAGCAGUUGAGCCUGCAGUUUAGGACGGUGUCAUGCAAAUGUUGCCUUAUCUUGGUGUCACCACACUCAGUGAGAUCACUUUUAAGAAGCUUGGGAACUUGGGCCCCAGAAGCAGCAGAAGAACAAAGGCUGUCCAGGUUUCCCCCUCCAGCUUGCCUGGGCUUGCUGAGGGGAGGAUGGAGGUAGUGUGGCUCCAUCGCUUUGCAGCUAUUUUUGUUGUUUACUUUUCAAACAAGUGCUUCAUGUUUAAUCCUGUGCUCGUGUAAGGCCGACCACAUGCCUUUAGCCCAGCACACCUCAGUGGACUUUCACUUCCUGUUCCUGGUUAAUAUGUUCGCUAGGCUGUAAGCUCAUGAGAGCAGGGACCAUGUUUGGCUUGUGCACUGGGCUUUCUCCAUACUUGUCACCAUACUGGCCCAGCAGGUCCUCCAUGAACAUUUGUGAGAUUGUAAACCUUCAGCCAGAAGAGCAGCUCUACCCUCAGGCCCAUGCCUCUUACACUCCAGUCCUCGUUUUCCGCCACGUGUAUGGUAUGCUUUAUUUUCAUCUUUUGUUCUUGUUUUCCUUCCAGUCUGUGAGCUCCUAAGGAGCAGUAUCUUCAUGUAGUUUUCUCUGUAUCCCUGAACCAGGCCAGCCCGGUGUAAGUAGUGUUUCAGAAGUAUUUGGGAAGUGAAUGAAUUUGACAACACAGCUCACACACCAUUUUGUGCAGGCUUUUUGAUUCUAGCUGAGUCCCCCAGAUACAAAAUGGCCAGAGUAUUCGUUGGUAUACCAUGUGUGCAAAGAGCUCUCGUUAAGUAGAUCUCAGAAAACAUCAGAUGUUGAUGGUCUGCCAUAGCUGAGCUGGAGUUUAUCCAGUUCUAGAAAAGUUGCUGGGAAAUCAUUUUGUUUUUCAGACUUGGGGACAGUUUUACUGGGGUUUAAAAGAAAACCACCAGGCAAGUUGUAAAUCACAGCAUGAUGAUGAGGAGAAAGAAACAGAAAGGGUCACACUGCUUGAGUUAAGCUGACUGAGACCUCAGCCAUGUCAUGGCCAGGAGAGGACUUUAGAGAAGGAGUAAGCAAGUCCAUAAAGUCCAUAGUACCAGAAAGAGCAUGCUUGGGCCCAACCAGUAUCUAAAAAAGGAUUAGGUUCUCUGAACAGUGGUUCCUCACAGUCCUGAGCUAGGAACCCAACCCAGAUCUACUACAGGAACAGAGUUGCUCUUAACCUCUGAGCCAUCCCUCUCUGAAGAUUUUUUUUUUUAAAGUAUUCAUCCUCCCUAGGAUAGGAGGAAAGAAGGCUGGCAGGUAAGUAGGAGGCCCGGAAGAGGGAACAUUGAACCAGUUCUUAGCCCGUGGUCCUUUCAAGAUAAAUGACAGCAACCCAGAACAGGAGGCAGGAAGUAGCUGCCUGCUAGAGCAGCUGUUGUGCCUGAAGCAGCAUUCCUCCUCUGCUACAGCGUGCUGUCGCUGGUGAAAGGCCACUGUACACUUUGGGUAGGCAGUAGUAGUGUUGCUUUAACUGCUGCGUGGAUAAGUUUGGUGCCUAAGUCUUUGCUUUUAAACCUUAUAUAGUGAGAUGUAACUUAGAACUUGAGCCUUUUCCUCUCCCUUUAAAUGUAAGAACUCAAAGAAGAAAAUAUUUUUGGUAAUAUUGAGAGUAGUACUUUUGCUUCAAGACAGAUUGUAAAGUACGUAAUGUGACCAGCAGCAAAAGCCUAGAACUAGUCUUAUGUUUAUGUGGCAAAUCUUAGCAUAACGAGUAGUAGUCCUGACUCCUCGGAUACCUGAUAAGCAUUUCACAAAACUCAUAUUUCUGGAAGCAUUCGGGGAAUUGCUGCCUCAAAGCCUGUUUCAAAUGGUGUCUCCUUGCUACACAAGCUGCCCUGUCCUAGAGCCCUGACUAGUCUAGAGCUGUCAAUCCUACAUCAACCUCCCGAACACUGGGAUUACAGAUUUGCCUUGGCUCUAUAAAUUUUUCUUUUGAAAUAAAUGCAAAAUCACAGUAAUGUUCAGGAUAGAACAAAGAACAUUUUUUUCUAUAUUUUAUUUACCAUUAAGCAUAGUUAAAGCAUGAAAGUGGUAUUUUACUAUGCUAUUGAUAAACUCCAGUGCCUGUGAUACUCAGUGUACCAAAGUCACUAGUCAUCUGUUUAAGCAGUUCCAGGGCCCUUUCUGGAUGCUCGGAUUCUUCAAUCGUUGAGACUUGUGUGACCUCAAACACCCUCUACUCCUGGACCAGUGAGGACCAGUGUAGGUCAGAGAGCAAGAGCCUCACACCAUUGACCAAAACAGCCUCUCCCUAUCCUAGUGUUGGGUCCAAUGACUUGUCCCUUUCCUGCUUAUGUACAAAGGUUCUCCUGAGUGCCAUGAGCAGUUGGCAGCACUCUUAGCUCAGGUAGAAUGUCUUUGAAGAAAGGCAAAUAGGACGAUGACUGGAGCUGAGGCAGAUGGUGGGGACUCAUUCUCUUUCACAUUCACAGCUGGAAGACAGAACGUGUCCCUCUCCGGGCCUUAGUUUCCUUGUCCAUUAAAUGGAGGUCUCAAAUGGGAUGACCUCAAAUUUCUUCUCUGCACAUGGUAGUUGAGAUGGGAGGGACUCCUGCUAUGCUUUGCAAGGAGCAUUGGGAGUAUCUAAUAGGAAGGAGAUGAGGUCAUCAAGAGACCCACCUGGUCCCACAGCCAGUGCAAGCUCCCUUCCUUCCCUUCAGUCGUGAAGGGACAAGAAGGACCAGUGAGAUGGCUCAGUGGGUAAAGACUCUUGUCACCAUGCUUAAUGGCCUGAGCUUUCUCUUGGAUCUACAUGAUGGAAAGAAAGAUUCCUGCAGGUUGUCCUUUGACCUCCACACAUGCACUGUGACAUGUUCAUGUGUGAACAUGCGUGUUCAGUCUUUAAUUUGGGAGCUAUUUGAAAAGAUAGCCUAAGGCACUAGUUUGCUUGGGCAGCUAUGACAAGAUACCACAGAAUGGAUGGUUUAAACAAUAGACAUUUAUCUUCUUACAAACCUAGAAGCUAGAAGAGGAGAGGGUUCCAGCAUGAGAGUUCUCUCCUUGGCUUGCUCACAUGGCCUUUCUCCUCUGUGUGCCUGUAACCCUUCUCAUAUCACCAACCCUAUGGCAUUCGGACUGGGCCCCACCCUUUUGAACUCUUAAACUUAAUGACCUUCUCAAAGCCAAAUUUCUAAGUCUAGUCACGUUGAGGUUCAGAACUUGAAUACAGCAAUUUGGAGGUGGAUGUUGUUCAGCUCUUGGAACCUGGGAAUGCAAGGGUGCCAGUCUGUAUUUUUGCUCUGUAAAUUCUCAAAAACUCAUGAUCUGAAGAGAGGGCUUUGUAGUAGUUGAGGAUUCUAGUUCUGGAGGAGACAGUCAUGUCUGGCUCCCAGCUCAGCAACUUAGCCAGCCAUGUAGCCUUGGGCUCAGUCCUUAGCCUCCCUCUGAGAUCAGCACCAUCCGCCAUGAGAUGACACUACCCUCUGAUAAAGGCUAUUCCAGGAGGCCUUGGCUCUGCCUAUCCCCAACUCCCUGUGGGCCUCAUCUUCAAAUGUACUCUCUCAGCUUCUUGAGGGAAGGCUGUCCGUAAGUGACUAGAACCACUUAUGAGGGCAGCCCCUCCACUGGUGCAUGUGUCACACUUCCUGUUUGCUUGUGACUCUCAAGACAGCAUCCCACCCACUGCACACCUCCCUCUCUGAACAUGUAUCGAAGAACUUCUCUUUGGGUGAGGUGGGGAGGGGAAACAGGGUCUCCUUGCUACAUAAGCUGGCCUGGCCUAGAGCCCUGACUAGUCUAGAGCUUUCAAUCCUACAUCAACCUCCCGAACAGGUUUGCCAUGGCUCAAUAUACUUUUUCUUUUGAAAUAAUUGCAAAAUCAGUAGCAUUGAGGCUAGAACAAAGGGCAUUUUUUUCUGUAUUUGUUUUACCAUUCAGUCUUUCCCUUGUCUCCAUCCCCAACCCCCAAACUAUUUGAAUUAUUUUGCACUGCAUUCCACUUUACCCUCACCAUGCUUUUUUAUGUUGUGUCCGUUGGAUAGUUACCAAGUUCAGGAAUAUGUAGUGUCUUGUCAGUAUAAUAAUUGCUCAUUUGUAGUUUAAGCUUUAGGCUUCUAGCUGUCCAGCAAUGCUGUUUCAAGCAUUUUUUUUUCCUGGUUCAGGAUCUAAUCUGGCAUCAAGCAGUGGACUGCCUUUGUUCUGUAAUGGGAACAUGUCCUCAGCUUUUCUUUGUCUUUCAUGACAUGGAUAUUUUGGAGGGAUACAGUCCAGUUAGUGGUAUAAGAUUGGCAUUCAGGUUGGUUCCUUGAAGUAUGUAUUUGCUGAAUUUACAGCCUAGGACUGGGUGCUAUGAGAAGAACAGAACAUGAGACAGCAAAGCCAAGCCCUAACUUAGGGACCUGAAGCUCUGGUUUGUAGGAAAAUAUUAGUAUCAGAUGGGCUGGGCGGGACUCCUCUGCAAGUUGUAAUCACCGGCCUUGACAAUCUUGGUUGGGUGCAGGAGGUAUCGCACUCUAGAGUCUACAGAGAUGACAGAAAACGCUCCUGCUCCCUGUGCAGCUCUCGGCCACCCACAUUGCCCAGCAUCCUGAGAUGUCUGGGAUUGGCAUUCAGUCUUACUGCUUGCAGAGUUCCUAAGUGAGCUGUUACCCCAGGCUUUCCUACCCUACCAAAGGUGUGAUUUAUGAUGCUAGACUGACCCUUUCUUCCCCAUGGGCCAAGGUUGGGAGAAUCCUUGAGUGGCUCUACCAAACGCCCUUGGAUUUGGGAGGAGGUGGGCACAGAGGAGUGAUGGGAAGAGGGGCGUGCUACUGCAGCUUGUGACAGGUCUGUCCAACAGCCUCAGGGUUCUUGCACUAUGGUGUGGCAGUAAGUCAUCAGACCUGGAACUCUGCUUUUCUAGUGCUGCUAAUCUCUGCUAGGUGGUGUGCAGAGAGAAAUGGUGAGUUGUGAUCUCUAUUCGAGUAAUUGUGUAAGAUCUAGUCAAAUGUCAGACCAAAGCUGACAGUGUAGAAUGUUUGGAGUGUCAUUGAAUCUUCACAGAACUUUGGCUAAGUAAGUUUUCCAUGUGAAAAACAAAAUAAAAUUGAUUUUCAUGCAGUCAUUAAGGUCACAUGGUUGUCUACUUUAUGUUCAUACAGUAACACUUCAGAAUGUUCUUUUACAUGCAUGUAAGAACAAAAGGUUCAAUGCCUAGCCUUUCUGAAUUAAGAUUGAGUACAGUCUAAAUUUCAAUUCUUUCCAUGCACUGGCAUCAUUUUAAUAUGUCAAUCACUUGUGGCUGGUAGCUCCAGUUGGAGAGCAGGAUCCAGAGCAGCCCAUCUUUGCAGAGAGGUCUUACUACAUGGCCUAGACUGGUCUCAAACCCAGUCUUGCCCUACACUCCUAAAUGCUAGGAUUGCACUAGGCUUCCCUGUCCAGGGUUCUGCUGGGCUGCCUUCUAGAGAGACUUCUUGCCCUCGUUGCUGUGUGGACAAAUUUGACCAUUGAGGGAGUUGGUCUUUAGGUCUGACUGCCUCUGUUAAGUAGUAGAGUUUCCACAGCCUGGGCUGGGUCAGAGCUGUGCUGUAAAGCCAUGGAGUCUACCUCUUCUGUUGAGCUGAAAGCUCAAAGCCCUGUGAAGCCAGUGUCAGCUGCAAAUUUUGGGGACAAUCGAGCAACAGCUGGAUUGAAGCAAUGACUUCAGCUAAUACAUUGGGUCUUCAUGCUCACCCAGCCCUCCCCAGCCCUAGGCCUUGAGUCUAGGAGCAUAUAUAAGAGCCCAGUACCUGGCUGUGGGGCACUGUCUAUGGGAGGGGUCCAAGACUGGGCUGGAAGCUGAACUCAUGUGUCUAUCUGGGGAGCAUUCUGGAUGGGAUGGACUGGAAUCCAUCUACCUGGAUGACUGUUUCUCCUGUACCACCUCUAUCUGCCACAGGACUACCACCAGCCAAAUCUUAGCUCAUUCAUGCAUGAAAUGGUGUGUCUAGUGAGUGAUGGAGCUGGGCUGACAAUUGUCUAAGUUCCCAAGACACAGCCCACAGCUAUGGGGGAAGCCACAUGCUGGCCUUGUAUAAACCAGGAUGGCUAUGUCUACUUGAAAGUACCUGUGGGCCUAUGGGCCCUUGUCUGUGUAUGCCUCUGUCCCCGCCUCCUGGCCUCCGGUAGAGGAGGGGAAGCUGAGUGCCUUCUGAGUCCUGUGUCGCCCACUCAGCUCACACAGCUGCAUCUGCUCCAGCUAUGAAGUGGCUCUUCCACACCCUUCUCUGCAUGGCCAGCAUGAGGCCACUGGGAGCCUUCAAUGUGGAUGUGGCCUGGCCCUGGGUCACAGCACUGAAGCCAGGCGCACCUUCUGUGCUCAGCUCCCUUCUGCAUCGAGACCCCAGCACCAACCAGACCUGCCUCCUGGUUGCCAGACACAGCACCAAGAAUACGUCAGCACCCCUGCAUCGAUGUGCCAUAUCCAACACUCCAGGUGACCUGGAUUGCCGUCCAGUAGAACACAUCUAUAAGCCGAAGGGCAAGUACCAGGGCGUGACAGUGGCCCGGAACCACCAUGGUGUUUUGGUUUGCAUUCAGGUACAGGCCCGGCAGCUCAGCAGUCUUAACUCCGAGCUCACAGGUGCCUGCAGUCUGCUGAGUCCCAGCUUGGACCUCCGGGCCCGAGCCAACUUCUCUGACCUCAAAAGACUCCUGGAUCCAGACACCCAUGUGGACCCUGGCGACUACAGAAACAAAGGAGGCAGCAUGGGGGAGGAUAAGAAACUAGUCAGAGGACCCCGGGCAGCGGAAGAGGAAGAAGAGGAGGAGGAUGAAGAAGAGGAAGCUGGCACCGAGAUUGCUAUUGUUCUGGAUGGCUCGGGAAGCAUUGAACCGGAAGACUUCCAGAGGGCCAAAGAUUUCAUCUCCAACAUGAUGAGGAACUUCUAUGAGAAGUGUUUUGAGUGCAGCUUUGCCCUGGUGCAGUACGGGACUGUGAUCCAGACUGAGUUUGAUCUUCAAGACAGCCGGGACGUGAUGGCCUCCCUUGACAGAGUUCAGAGCAUCGUUCAAGUGAAGAAUGUCACUAAGACUGCCUCAGCCAUGCAGCACGUCCUAGACAACAUCUUCAUUCCAAGCCGUGGCUCCAGAAAGAAAGCAUCGAAGAUCAUGGUGGUGAUCACUGACGGUGACAUAUUUGAGGACCCUCUGAACCUUACAACUGUCAUCAACUCCCCAAAAAUGCAGGGAGUUGAGCGCUUUGCCAUUGGGGUAGGCGAUGCAUUUGAGAAGGUUAAGACUGACAGAGAACUGAAGUUGAUUGCCUCGGACCCUAAAAAGAACCACACUUUCAAGGUGACCAACUACACGGCUCUGGACGGGCUGCUGAGCAAGCUGCAGCAGAGCAUCAUCCAUAUGGAAGGCACAGUUGGAGAUGCCCUUCAAUACCAACUCUCACAGACUGGCUUCAGCGCCCAGAUCCUGGACAAGGGACAGGUGUUGCUUGGCACUGUGGGAGCCUUUAACUGGUCUGGGGGUGCGCUGCUCUAUGACACACAGCGUGGUCGGGGCUGCUUCCUAAACCAGACAGUCGAAGACUCCGGCGCUGCGCAGUACAGCUACCUCGGUUAUUCAGUGGCAGUGCUACACAAGGCCCACGGCUUCUCCUACGUGGCAGGGGCUCCACGGCACAAGCUCCGUGGGGCUGUGUUUGAGCUCCAGAAGGACAGAGAAUCCACCUUUGUGCGACGGAUGGAGGGAGAGCAGAUGGGGUCCUACUUUGGCUCUGAGCUGUGCCCUGUGGAUAUUGACAUGGAUGGAACCACAGAUUUUCUGCUGGUGGCUGCUCCAUUUUAUCAUAUCCGUGGAGAAGAAGGCAAGGUCUAUGUGUACCAUGUGCACGAGCAGGAUGCUUCCUUCUCCUUGGCAUACACACUGAGUGGGCACCCUGGGCUCCCCAACAGCCGCUUCGGCUUUGCCAUGGCAGCCGUGGGGGACAUCAAUCAAGACAAAUUCACAGAUGUGGCCAUUGGGGCCCCCCUGGAGGGCUUUGUGGCAGGUGAUGGGACCAGCUAUGGCAGUGUGUACAUCUACAACGGACACUCAGAUGGCCUCCGUGCCAGCCCUUCCCAGCGGAUCAGAGCCUCCUCUGUGGCCUCGGGACUCCGCUACUUCGGCAUGUCUGUGGCUGGUGGUUUGGAUUUCGAUGGUGAUGGCCUGGCUGAUAUCACGGUGGGCUCUCGGGACCGGGCAGCUGUGCUUCGCUCACGACCUGUGGUUGACCUGACCGUGUCCAUGACCUUCACCCCCACUUUACUGCCGAUGGCCUUCCAAGGCGAGAUGGAUGUAGAACUGUGUUUUGAAGUUGGCUCCUCAAGUGAGGCCUCUAAGCAAGGCCUUAGAGAGAUGUCACUCAACUUCACGGUGGAUGUGGAUGUGACCAAGGAGAGGAAGAGGCUGCAGUGCGCAGAUGCGAGCAACUGUCAGAGCUCCCUUAGGAAGUGGAGUGGGGAGUCCUCUCUGUGUGAGCACUUCCGUCUCAUCCCCACGGAGGAGGAGCUUUGUGAGGACGACUGCUUUUCCAACAUCACCAUCAAGGUCAGCUACGAGUUCCAGACACCUGGAGGAAGGAGGGACCACCCCAACGCCAUCCUGGACCACUAUAGGGACCCCUCUGCCAUCUUCCAGCUGCCCUACGAGAAGGACUGCAAGAACAAAGUAUUCUGUGUUGCCGAGGUCCAGCUGACCACCACUAUCUCGCAGCAGGAGCUGGUGGUGGGAGUCACAAAGGAGCUGACCAUGAACAUCAGCCUGACUAACUCCGGGGAAGAUUCCUACAUGACAAUCAUGGCUCUGAAUUAUCCCAGAAACUUACAGUUUAAGAGGAUACAGAAGCCAUUCUCUCCAGACAUUCAGUGUGAUGACCCCAAGCCAGCUGCUUCUGCCCUGGUCGUGAACUGCAAGAUUGGUCACCCCAUACUCAAGAGGUCAUCUGUAAAUGUCUCAGUCAUUUGGCAGCUAGAGGAGAGUGUCUUUCCAAACAGGACAGCAGACAUCACUGUGACCAUCUCUAAUUCCCAUGAGAAGUCUUUGGCCAGAGAGACCCACAGCCUUCAGUUCAGGCAUGCCUUCACUGCAGUUCUUCCCAGACCGUCAGUGAUGUACAUGAACACAAGCCAGAGCCCUUCGGACCACAAAGACUUCCUCUUCAAUGUGCAUGGGGAAAAUCUCUUUGGAGCUGUAUUCCAGCUGCAAAUUUGUGUCCCCGUCAGAUUACAAACUUUCCAGAUUGUAAGAGUGAAGGAUCUGACAAAGACUCAGGCCCACACGGAGUGCACGCAGAGUCAAGAGCGCGCUUGUGGAAGCGAUCCUGUUCAGCAUGUAGAAGAAUGGCAUUCAGUGAUCUGUACUAUCACAUCGAAUAAAGAAAAUGUAACUGUGGCUGCAGAGAUCUCCGUGGGCCACAACAAGCAGUUACUGAAAGAUGUAACUGAACUGCAGAUCCUCGGUGAAAUAUCUUUCGACAAAUCUCUCUACGAGGGGCUGAACACAGAGAACCACAGAACGAAGAUCACUGUCAUCUUCCUGAAAGAGGAGGAGCCCCACUCUUUGCCUCUCAUCAUUGGCAGCAGUAUUGGAGGCCUCCUGGUGUUGGUUGUGAUUAUAGCCAUUCUGUACAAGUGUGGCUUUUUCAAGAGAAAGUAUCAGCAGCUGAACUUGGAGAGCAUAAGGAGGGCCCAGCUGAAGGCGGACAGUCUGCUGGCGGAAGAUUAGAGCCCUGCUUCAGUCCCGGGGCCUGGACGUCCAGUGUCUGCCGCAUACUCUGCUUAGGACGACCUGGGAGCAUCGAACGAACCGUAGCGUUGUUCACAGCACUCAUUGUUUCCAUAAUGUUGGUGCGUUGUGCAGAAGGGAAACUUGGACGCAUUUUCUUUUGAA
Messenger RNA from Peromyscus leucopus (white-footed mouse), 10478 nucleotides. It is a transcript of the gene Itgae, whose product is annotated as integrin subunit alpha E. Gene Ontology annotation, biological process: integrin-mediated signaling pathway; cell adhesion mediated by integrin; cell-cell adhesion. Gene Ontology annotation, cellular component: integrin complex; external side of plasma membrane. The transcript has 31 exons. Bases 6801 to 10313 code for a protein of 1170 amino acids. NCBI's taxonomy places the organism in Eukaryota, Metazoa, Chordata, Mammalia, Rodentia, Cricetidae. The record is from RefSeq and is a predicted model, not a curated record. Gene Ontology annotation, molecular function: integrin binding.